AAUAAUCUGCCCCCUACGAUCAAGACGCCGCUAAAGUGCCCCGUAGUAAUCUAUAUCAAGAAGAUCAAAGGUCACUCAAUUGUGAUUGUCGAAUCAAGUGCCCAUAGAAUUUGACCUUAGUUGUUUCUGUGCCUUUUUUUAAUACAUUUACUUAUUUUGACAGAUAGGUAGGGAAUCACCAUGAUCUCGUUACCCUGUAUAGACUUUUCCCCUGAGACAAAACGUAUUGUUACUGUAGAAUCACAUAGUUAUCUUUUAGAGGGAGGGAGUAGGAAGGGAGAGAGAGGCGGGGUGAGGGUGAGAUAGCCCUGCCCCUCAUUAUCGUAUAAUAGGGGAGGGAAGGUAAUAUUCCUCGGUCAUCAUUUCUUCUGAGCAAGACGAGUCAGGAACACACCACCAGCCAUGGAGAGAGAAGUCCCCGUCAGCUGCAUAGACGCCUACGAAGUUCCACGCUAUGGCAAGAUGGUUCUCGUUCAGCCAGGUGGCGUUUUGCUGCCGGCCGGAUACAAGAAAUUCGCUAAACCCAUCUACAACUUCAAGUACAGAAGCGACGAUAUCUGCUUGUUCACUUACCCCAAAAGCGGCACAACCUGGACGGCCGAAAUCGUCUGGGCCAUGACGCAUAUAAACGAAAUGCAGAGAGCGCUGACAGAAAAUCUCAAUCACAGAUAUUUCUUUAUCGAUAACGACUUCUUCCACGAUCUAGCAGAAGAAGAAUACAUGGAAAAGCUGAAAGCCAAGUGUCCUGAUGCGAAACAAGAAGAUGGCCCCAUCUUGCAACUGACAGCCCUGGAGAAAGGGCGCCGCUUUAUAUGGAGCCAUCUUUCCUUCGAUCUCCAGAAUCCUGACGUCCUUGACAAAUGCAAAGUCGUAUACGUCAUACGUCAUCCAAAGGACAACAUGUUCUCGCGAUACAUGCACUUCAACAAGGUUGCUAAUGCCAGCCUUCCGAUCAUAUUCGAGACGUUCUUGAGUGACAAUACACCCUACGGAAACUACUGGCACCACGUCAGCGAGGCAUGGAAAAGGAGGGACCACCCCAACUUGCACAUUAUGUUCUACGAGGAUAUGAAAGCGGAUAUCAUGGCCGAACUUAAGAGGCUUAAUGAAUUCUUAGGAACCAGUCUGACCGAAGAGCAGCUGAAGAAGGUAGCAGAACACACCAGCUUCAACAACAUGAAGGCGAAUCCUUCAAUGGUCCUUGACAUCGCAGGUUUUAAAGGAUCCUUCUUCUACAAAGGACAGGUGGGUUCCUCCAAGGGACAACUCCCACCAGAACUUGAUGCUCGAAUGGAUGCUUGGAUCAAGGAAAAUGCAGCAAAAGUGGACCCUGCCUUCAAAUAUGCCUCUUGAAUAGAAUAAAAGUUAUAAGAUAGUGUUAAGUCUAUUAUUAAGGUCCUCCUGUCUGUGAGGUUCAUGAGGAUGGUCAUGAGCUGGAACCCAGAGAAGAGCUGAAAUAUUUUGAAGAAAACUCUGGUAUUCAAUAUUACCAAUAGCCAAAUAUUGCUAUGUAGUACUGCCAGAAUGUAAGGCGUUAAGCCUGUCACAGGAAUGGGCAGGCAUAGAGCUGCUCCUGCUAGAGCAAGAACAUUUUCUGCAUCAGAUGUAUUCAACAAUAGAUUAGAAACCAAAAAAUAGCCCAUUAACUUGGACACAAAUGUUUCUUUUCAAGGUAUCAAAAAUAGGAAGAGUACUUGUAUUUCAUUGUCAUAAUGACAACAGGCUAUAAUCUUGAGAGUCAUUUUGGACCAAAC
This is a messenger RNA of Macrobrachium nipponense, 1754 nucleotides long. Its product is annotated as sulfotransferase 1C4-like. NCBI's taxonomy places the organism in Eukaryota, Metazoa, Arthropoda, Malacostraca, Decapoda, Palaemonidae. Bases 403 to 1353 code for a protein of 316 amino acids. Gene Ontology annotation, biological process: sulfation. Gene Ontology annotation, molecular function: sulfotransferase activity. The transcript has 5 exons. The record is from RefSeq and is a predicted model, not a curated record. Gene Ontology annotation, cellular component: cytoplasm.